ACACAUACACACCCCACCGUCUCGGCGCAGCUCUCCGGGCACCGAUGCGCUGCGACACGAACUGCUUCUGAUAGCGAAAAAAAAAAAAGAAAAAAAGAAAGGGAAAAAACAAACAACAACAACAAAGCCACACAUAAAAUCCGCUUAGAGAGAGUUCUUCCCGGACAUACACAGCUGAAGAAACGCUUUGGAAACGAAGACACCGACGUAGGUGAUCUUGCAGCAGAGAAGUGCAGCGUGUGAAGGAAAAGGAAGCCCGGAGGAAACUUCAUCGCUGAAACUUUGUGAUGUGAACACUGCGCGCCCGCGCGCGUGCGUGUUUAUUCCACGAGCGCAGCCGCCACGCCGUGCACAACUUUUUGAGAGGGAUCUCAGCCUGCGGGCUCCAGCUUGCGCACGCACACAUGGAUCUUAACGGGUGAAUGUACACGGACUGGUGUGUCUCCGCACGCGUCUACCUCCGACCGCCGUCUCGAGAGCCGCGCGGAGCGUCGACGCUCGCGCCAAGUGUACGUGCGGGUCACGCUCGAGCAGUAACGCAGCGUCGUGCAGUUGGACUCGUCAGUCCCGCAACGGCCGAUUUCCUCUCGCGUUCUCGUUAUCCACUGGAUUAUUGAAAAGUUGUUCUAAAGAUGGGAACGAACGGGGAUGGCUUUUAUUCUGAGUUUUAAAGGGAAGAUCUGAAGCACUGGGAGUUGGUGAACCGCGGUAAAGUUUUUGGAUUGUGUGUAUAGCGCGUCUACUAGUGUUAUAAGGACUACGAGUCGAGUGUUUUAUUUUUAAAAAAAAAAAAAAAAACCCACACACACCACCAGCAGCUGAGCUCAGUGGAUCGUACAAAACGCCACAUCUUGUGCGUCGAACUGUGCGUGUGUGAAGGGGGGGGGGGAGGUCGAGUGUUUACUUGCAAAAAUGCCACAACUUAACGGCGGCGGCGGAGAUGACCUGGGCGCCAACGACGAGAUGAUCUCCUUCAAGGACGAGGGCGAGCAGGAGGAGAAGAUCUCGGAAAACGUGUCGGCCGAGAGGGACCUGGACGAUGUGAAGUCAUCUCUGGUGAACGAGUCCGAGAACAACAGCAGCUCGUCGGACUCCGAGCAGGCUGAAAGGCGCCCUCAGCCCCGACCGGACUCUGAAAGUUUCGAGAAAACGAGAGAUUACUUCAGCGAAGCGUUACGAAGACAGCAAGAUGGAGGCUUUUUCAAGAGUCCGCAUUAUCCCGGCUACCCGUUCCUGAUGAUCCCGGAGCUCACGAGCCCGUACCUCUCCAACGGCUCCCUGUCCCCGAGCGCUCGCACCUACCUGCAGAUGAAAUGGCCCCUGCUCGAUGUUCCUGGGACAGCUGCACUCAAAGAUUCCCGGUCUCCCACCCCUGGACACCUAUCCAACAAGGUCCCGGUGGUGCAGCAUGCUCAUCACGUGCACCCGCUGACUCCACUCAUCACCUAUAGCAAUGAACAUUUUCCCCCUGGGACCCCACCGGCACACCUCUCACCUGAGAUCCUGGACCCAAAGACAGGUAUCCCACGGACUCCCCACCCCUCAGAGCUCUCACCCUACUAUCCUCUCUCGCCUGGGGCAGUUGGACAGAUUCCCCAUCCCCUGGGUUGGCUGGUCCCGCAACAGGGCCAGCCCAUGUACUCCAUACCCCCAGGUGGGUUCAGACACCCAUACCCAGCUCUUGCGAUGAAUGCGUCCAUGUCCAGCCUGGUGUCCAGCCGCUUCCCUCCACACAUGGUACCUCACCACCCCCAUGGUCUGCACCAGACAGGCAUCCCUCACCCUGCCAUCGUGUCGCCUGCAAUCAAGCAGGAGCCCAACUCGGACAGCGUGGGUUCAUCCGCGCACUCGAAGUCUCCUGGGCCUGUCAAGAAGGAGGAGGACAAGAAGCCACACAUCAAGAAGCCACUCAAUGCCUUCAUGCUCUACAUGAAGGAAAUGAGGGCCAAAGUGGUUGCUGAGUGCACACUGAAAGAAAGUGCUGCCAUCAACCAGAUCUUGGGCAGAAGGUGGCACUCUCUGUCACGAGAGGAGCAGGCCAAGUAUUACGAGCUGGCGAGGAAAGAGCGGCAAUUGCACUCUCAGCUCUAUCCAGGCUGGUCGGCUCGAGACAACUACGGGAAGAGGAAAAAGAGGAAGCGAGAAAAUAAACAAGACUCUGCACCAGAAGACUUCUCUUCGAGGAGCAAAAAGCAGUGUGUGCAAUACCUGCCAUCUGAGAAGAUGUGCGACAGCCCUGCCUCCUCCCACGGCAGCAUGCUGGACUCUCCAGCCACACCCUCCGCAGCACUGGCGUCUCCUGCCGCCCCUGCCGCCACUCACUCUGAGCAGGCCCAGCCGCUGUCCCUCACUACCAAGCCCGAGGGUCGGCCUCACCACCCUUUCCCUUUGCCGGGCAAACCCUCUGGGUCUUCGUCCUCUUCGUCCAGCUCCUCCACCUCCUCAUCUUCCUCAUCUUCCUCUUCCACACAGCCGAGCAUCUCUCUCUCCAUUGGUACCACAAGCAGCCAUUCAACACCUCUUCUUUCUCGUCCUAUCCCAUUUACCUCCCUGCAUCCCUCCAUGCUGUCCCCACCUACCUCUUUCCACCAGGCAGCCCUUAAUUCCCAUCAUGCUUUGUUUCAAUCACAACCCCUGUCCUUGGUUACCAAAUCAACUGACUAAAUCAAA
Messenger RNA from Scleropages formosus (Asian bonytongue), 2670 nucleotides. It is a transcript of the gene tcf7l1b, whose product is annotated as transcription factor 7 like 1b. The transcript is spliced from 12 exons. Gene Ontology annotation, molecular function: RNA polymerase II cis-regulatory region sequence-specific DNA binding; DNA-binding transcription factor activity, RNA polymerase II-specific. Gene Ontology annotation, cellular component: chromatin; beta-catenin-TCF complex. NCBI's taxonomy places the organism in Eukaryota, Metazoa, Chordata, Actinopteri, Osteoglossiformes, Osteoglossidae. The coding region runs from base 913 to 2664 and encodes 583 amino acids. Gene Ontology annotation, biological process: regulation of transcription by RNA polymerase II; canonical Wnt signaling pathway; generation of neurons. The record is from RefSeq and is a predicted model, not a curated record.